Kwoniella botswanensis is the source of this 1218-nucleotide messenger RNA. RefSeq lists its product as uncharacterized. Bases 1 to 1218 code for a protein of 405 amino acids. NCBI's taxonomy places the organism in Eukaryota, Fungi, Basidiomycota, Tremellomycetes, Tremellales, Cryptococcaceae. Gene Ontology annotation, cellular component: ribonuclease P complex; ribonuclease MRP complex. Gene Ontology annotation, biological process: tRNA 5'-leader removal; rRNA processing. The record is from RefSeq and is a predicted model, not a curated record. The transcript has 3 exons. Gene Ontology annotation, molecular function: ribonuclease P RNA binding.
AUGCCAGCCAUAUCUUCGACCUCUGCUUCCGCAUCAUCAAGUAGGAUGUCUUCCCCCGCUCCUACUCCUUCGGGGUGCGGUGGAUCCGGUCCAAUGCAACCUAUCGAUGCCUAUCGACCGAUAUCUGGACAGGUCAAAAAACCAAUCAUACCACUUUUGCCUUCUUCAGCGACCCCGAACCUACCAACAUUACUAUCUCUAGAUCCAAUCACUUAUUCAUCGAGAUUAUCAGGUAAAACACUCCAAACUUCCGAUCCUACCUCUUCUUCAUCUACCACUCUACCGAAUCUUGGCAGUAGCAGUAUAUCACCUUUGGUAAGAGGGAAGAAGAGAAAUAGGGGAUAUCCAAGUGAAUUGCAGAAAGUCAGAGACGAACAGCAGCGGAAAGAGGGCGAACGGAAGGAAUUAGGAUUGAGUGGGAUGAGGAAAGUUAGGAGAAGGUUAGGUGGAGUUAUGAACAAGGGGACGAAGAUCUCAUACAACUCCCUGAUACCUCUCAAUCACCUUCAUACGAAUUACCUAUUCCAACUCUUAUCUUUGCCUCCUCUUCCAUCUCCUUCAUCGUCGAACAUCAACACCACCAAUAAUGUGACGCCGACAACAAAUUCCGAUGCUGUAUUAUCUAAAUUGUCCAAAGCUGAUUUUACCGGUAUGAAAAUAACAGUCAUAUCAUCUAAGAAUCCAUCAUUGGUGAAUCAAAAAGGUAUAAUAAUAGAAGAGACAUGUUCGACAUUUCGGAUAGUUACGAAGAUAGACAAUAAAGUCAAGGUCAUACCGAAAAAUGGAAGUUUAUUUAGAAUUUAUAUACCAGCUUAUUCACCCUUAUCUUUAAUGUCAUCCAGCAUCCAGGAUAUAGAUAUAGACAUGGGUGAUCAACAUGGAUCUGGAUUGGAUUCAGAAGACCUUUUGAAUCAAUGUCCAAGAUUACAGAUCGAUUUGUUAGGAUCGAAUUUCCUUGAUAGAUCGGGGGAUAGAGCAGGUAAGAAAUUGAAACCUCUUCAAGGGAAUGGUGGUGGAUCGGGAUGGGCUCAGGAUUGGAUAAAGGAAACGGAUUGGGAAAAGACGUUCAGUUUGUUAGCGGAUAAACUCGGUGAGACAAGCAACAGAAAGGCGACAGCUGUGAAAGGAAAGAAGCGUAGUAGUGGUGGAGAAGAAAAGAAGAGGAAGAGGAAUAAGAGUAGAAGGAAGGAUCCACCGGCUUUUGGCAAUCCCGAGUAA